This is a messenger RNA of Fusarium sp. VM40, 513 nucleotides long. The record is from the annotation of a GenBank genome assembly. NCBI's taxonomy places the organism in Eukaryota, Fungi, Ascomycota, Sordariomycetes, Hypocreales, Nectriaceae.
AUGCAUCUCGGACUUGUCAUUCUAUCCGCCCUGCCUACCACCUGGGCCGCCCACGCCUACGCAGUCCCUCAAAGUUUGUCUCUCAUGGAGGCCAGCGCCGAAGACAAUGGUUGCACACUCCCCGAUACCUAUCAUAUUCGCGGCUUCAAGGCAGAGUCCAAGGACAGCGGCAAGACGCUCAGCGGAUUCGACUACACUUUCUUCGACGAGGACACCAAGUUGACGACUGCUUGCCACAAGAAUGCCUCCUCAAAACCCAUUGUGGGAUGGGGCACGGAUCGUUUUGCGUGUGACAAUAACAAUGUUGAGUUUAUCUGGGACGAUGAAACUCACAAGCUCUGGAUGAUGGAGAAAGUCUGCAGCACGAAGGAUGGAGCUCCCGCAUAUGAGGCCAGCGGUAGCGUUCUGCUCCCACUCAUGUGUGCUAGAACUGGCAGUUGCUCCAGCAACUCGACAGACCAUCGUGCGACUUUCACCAGCCUUCAGCCGCCUAGACAGGCUCCUCCUUCUUAG